AUGCAAGACGACGGCUUCGAGGCUCUACUGGAGCCGUUCUACAACGGAAAGAAGCUCACAGAUCCCAUCUCCACCAAGGAAGACAAAUUCCAGCUUCUGCCCGCCUUCCUCAAGGUCAAGGGUCUCGUCAAGCAGCACAUUGACUCGUACAACUUCUUCGUCGAAAACGAAAUCAAAGAGAUUGUUCGGGCCAACCGCAUCAUUCGCAGCGAUGUUAACAGCUCCUUCUGGCUUGAGUUCACUGAUAUCAGGGUUGAGAAGCCCAGUCGUGUCGACUUCAACGACAUCAGAGCACAGAAUGAGGUUACACCAAUGGAAUGUCGCCUGCGCGACAUGACAUACGCCGCUCCCAUCAUGGUUGACAUCGCCUACAUUCGCGAUAAGUCCAAGAUUGUGCGCAAGAACGUUCCCCUAGGCCGCUUGCCUGUCAUGUUGAAGAGUUCCAUAUGCCGCCUCGGCGGUGCUACCAACGCAGAGAUGUCUCGCAUGAACGAAUGCCCUCUUGAUCCCGGUGGCUACUUCAUUAUCAAUGGAACGGAGAAGGUCAUUCUUAUUCAGGAGCAGCUCAGCAAGAACAGAGUCAUCGUCGAAGCCGACGAGAAGAACAACGUCAUCACCGCCUCCGUCACCAGUUCUACUCACGAGCGCAAGUCUAAGACGUACGUCACGCUGAAGAAGGACCGCAUCCUUCUGACUGCCAACAUUUUGGUAGAAGGUAUCCCAAUCGUCAUCAUCCUGAAGGCUUUAGGAGGUCUCUCCGACUAUGAGAUUAUGCAGCUUGUCGCCGGAGACAAUGGCAAGUACCAAGACGAAUUUCUUGUACAGUUUGAAGAGGCGACCAAGGUUGGAGUCUACACUCAGCAGCAAGCUCUCGAGUACAUCGGCGCGAGGGUGAAGAUGGGCAAGAGCAGAGUGCCGUUCUCUGCGCAAGUCCGACGAAACCACGUCGAGGAGGCUCUCGACGCUCUGGCGAACCUCAUCAUCGCCCACGUUCCCAUCGAGGGGCUGGACUUCUACCCCAAGGCAGUGUACGUCGCAUUCAUGACGCGACGUGUUCUCAUGGCGCAGAGCAACCUCAGCCUCGUUGACGACCGAGACUUCGUUGGAAACAAGCGACUUGAGUUGGCUGGUCAACUGCUAUCUUUGCUAUUUGAAGAUUUGUUCAAGCAAUUCUGCGGAAACGUCAAGAGCAGCAUCGACAAGGUCCUCAAGAAGGACAAUCGAGCUGUUCCGCUCGACGCCGUCAACAUGAUUAGCAACCAUGCCAACAUGAUUGGCCAGGGCAUCAACCGCGCCAUCCAAACGGGCAACUGGACUGUCAAGCGUUUCAACAUGAACCGAGCUGGAGUCACCCAUGUACUCAGUCGUCUCAGCUACAUCAGCGCACUUGGUAUGAUGACUCGUAUCAGCAGUCAGUUUGAAAAGACCCGCAAAGUUUCUGGUCCCCGUGCACUUCAGCCCUCUCAAUGGGGUAUGCUGUGUACUUCGGAUACACCAGAAGGUGAAGCUUGUGGUUUGGUGAAGAACUUGGCGCUCAUGACACAUAUCACGACCAAUGUCGAGGAGGAACCCGUGAAACGAUGGGUCUUUACGCUGGAUGCCGGCGUUGAGCCCAUCAGAAACUUUUCCGGUGGCGAGAUGCAUCGCGAAGGGUCCUUCGUUAUCCACAUCAACGGAACACCAUUCGCCCUGACCAGAUACCCGAAGCGAUUUGCUGGCAAGUUCAGAACGAUGAGGAGGCGAGGCUGGAUCUCUCCUUUCGUUAGCAUCCACAUCAACAACCAUUUCAACGCAGUUCACAUCGCCACUGAUGAAGGACGUAUUUGCCGGCCGUAUAUUAUCGUCAAGAACGGUAAGCCCAAGCUGAAGGCAGAGCAUCUCAAGCUUCUUCAACUGGGCAAGGCGACAUUUGACGACUUCUUGACACACGGCAUUGUCGAAUAUCUCGAUGUAAACGAGGAGAACGACACGCUUGUUGCUCUCUACGAAACAGACGUUACCAUGACCACGACUCAUAUGGAAAUCGAGCCUUUUACGGUUCUUGGUGCCGUUGCCGGUCUUAUUCCCUUCCCUCACCACAACCAGUCCCCCAGAAACACAUAUCAAUGCGCCAUGGGUAAGCAAGCCAUUGGAGCUAUUGCAUAUAACCAGUUCAACCGCAUUGAUACCCUUCUGUACACCUUGGUCUACCCUCAAAGGCCCAUGGUCAUUUCCAAAACCAUCCAAUUGGUCAACUACGACAAGCUUCCCGCAGGACAGAAUGCGACUGUUAUUGUCAUGUCGUACUCUGGCUAUGAUAUUGAGGACGCGUUGGUGUUAAACAAGGCGUCUUGCGAUCGUGGUUUUGGACGCUGCCAGGUUUUCCGCAAGUACACCGCCGAGUUGCAGAAAUACCCCAACGGACGUCGCGAGCGAAUUGGAGACCCCGUUAAUGACGAGAAUGGUCGCACAAAGAAGCACGAGGCUCUCGAUGACGACGGUCUGGCGAUUGUCGGCUACAAGAUCAACUCGGGUGAGACCAUGAUCAAGAAAGAGACCCCUCUUGACACGGGAUCGACCGGCAUCGGGAUGGAUCGUGGUCCUAGCGAGUUCCGCGACUCGUCCAUCUCAUACAGAAUAGCUGACCCUGCGUACAUCGACAAGGUCAUGGUGUCUCAUACCGAAAGAGAGACGAUGGUUGUCAAGGUCCAAACCCGACAAACAAGACGGCCCGAGCUUGGUGACAAGUUCUCGUCUCGUCACGGGCAGAAGGGUGUCGUCGGUAUCAUUGUGGACCAGGAAGACCUGCCAUUCUCCGACACAGGUCUGGUUCCCGACAUUAUCAUGAACCCUCACGGUUUCCCCUCUCGAAUGACUGUCGGCAAGCUUCUCGAGUGCCUGACGGGCAAGGCGUCUGUGUUGGAUGGACGCAAGGACUAUGGUUUUGGUGACGCUUUCCGCUCCCACCCCUUGGAGCAGAUGAGUGCUGCAUUGGUGGAUCAUGGCUUCUCAUGGGAAGGCAAGGACUACUUCACCUCGGGUAUCACAGGAGAGCCGCUGGAGGCCUACAUUUUCAACGGUCCCAUCUACUACCAGCGUCUGAAGCACAUGGUGCAGGACAAGAUGCACUCGCGUUCGCGUGGUCCCAGAGCCAUCCUCACUCGCCAGCCUACAGAAGGUCGUUCCCGAGACGGUGGUCUUCGUCUGGGAGAGAUGGAGCGUGAUUGUUUGAUCGCGUACGGUGCUUCUCAGCUGCUUCUGGAACGUCUGAUGAUUAGUUCCGACGGAACCCAGCUCGACAUUUGCCAGCAGUGCGGCCUGUUCGGUUACAAGGGUUACUGCCACACCUGCAAGAGCACCAGGGAGGUGACACAAAUGACGAUGCCUUAUGCUGCGAAGCUUCUGGUUCAGGAGCUGAUCAGUAUGAACGUCGGUGUGCGGUUGCAGCUUGCGGACGAGUUCCCUCACCCGAGGUGA
Molecule: messenger RNA, 3456 nt
Organism: Colletotrichum chrysophilum
Lineage: Eukaryota; Fungi; Ascomycota; Sordariomycetes; Glomerellales; Glomerellaceae
Gene: RPC2
Product: DNA-directed RNA polymerase III subunit
Exons: 2
Coding region: 1-3456 (1151 amino acids)
Biological process (GO): DNA-templated transcription
Cellular component (GO): RNA polymerase III complex
Molecular function (GO): ribonucleoside binding; DNA binding; DNA-directed RNA polymerase activity
Source: RefSeq, a predicted model, not a curated record